AUGAACAAUGUCGAGCUUAUAUCUCAUGCUACUACUGCUUUAAAAAAUCCUUCGUUUCACCCCAAAAUUGCUGUACUCAUUAAUCAAAUUAAAUGUUCAAAGAAACGUGCUGUACCAACAUGCAUCAGACCUGAUGUCGACAUCCGUCUAUCUCAAACAACAUGUGUUAAAUUUUUACAUGUUACUACAUAUCUCGAGAACACGUACGGCAAGAAUCAAUACACUCACCAUACAUUGUGCUUCUAUAAAGAAGUGCCAUUCAAAGUUCAUCAUUCGAGUAACAAUCAAGUAGAUGAUUCAGCUUUGAUAUAUUCUGAUGAGUCAAAUAAUCUUCAUCUUGGUUUAAUUGUUGGCAUUAUACAAUUAAAGGCAACAAGUGAAAUUAAAUUUAUUAUUGAUACAGUACAAGUUACUGGUUAUGACUCAUUUUCACUUAAUGGAACAGAAUAUAAAAAUAAUUUAUUUAUUUAUACAAUGAUGCCAACACCACCACAUACUGUUUCUAUCAAUUAUACCUCGAUAAGAGAGAAAGUUGCUUAUCGAAAAGACGCAAAUAUGAAUUCACUGUGUGAAUUUUAUAUCUUUCCAAAUCUGUUAGAAUCCACAUAA
Molecule: messenger RNA, 609 nt
Organism: Rotaria sp. Silwood2
Lineage: Eukaryota; Metazoa; Rotifera; Eurotatoria; Philodinida; Philodinidae
Source: the annotation of a GenBank genome assembly